AUGGGAACCAGCGCCGAAUCACAGCAAACCCACAUCCUCGCCGCCAAACCGGACGGUGCCCGUCUCGCCACCGAGAGCCCGGCGCCCGUCUGGGAGGAUAUCAGCUCCCGGAAGCGCGCCCUUCUCAGCGCCUCCAUCCCGGAGGAGUGGCGCGUGCCCGCCGACCUGCUCCCGCCGGCCUCGCAGGACGACGUCACCUCCUGGCCCUCCGCCUCCGGCUGGUUCACCCCGGAUGAGCUCUCCAUCACCGAGCAGACGGCCACGGAGCUAGUCGUCGGGCUGGCCUCCGGGGCGCUCACCUGCGAAGCUGUGACGCGCGCCUUUUGCAAGCGCGCCGCCGCCGCACAUCAGCUGAAAGUACAGGUCAACUGCCUCUCCGAGACGUGCUUCGAGCGCGCCCUCGCCACCGCCCGCUCCCGCGACGCGCACCUCGCCCGGACCGGCCGCCCCGUCGGCCCGCUGCACGGGCUGCCCGUCUCCCUCAAGGACAACUUCCAGCUCGCGGGCCUGGACUCGACGGUGGGCUUCGCGUCGCACGUCGGGGACGCGGCGGCGGCGGACUCGACGCUGGCGCGGGUGCUGGAGGCGGCCGGUGCCGUCUUCUACGUCAAGACCAACGUGCCGACGGCGAUGAUGAUGGCCGAGACGGUCAACAACGUCUUUGGUCGCACGCUGAACCCGCGCAACCGGAGGACCACGAGUGGUGGGAGCUCCGGUGGGGAGUCGGCGCUGCUGCUGCUCCGGGGCAGCCCGCUAGGCGUGGGGACUGACAUCGGCGGAUCCCUGCGAAUACCCGCCGCGUGCACCGGGUUAUUUACCCUCCGGCCGUCCGCCGGCCGCUUCCCCGUCCGCGACUGCCGCUCCGGCAUGCCCGGCCAGGAGGGCGUCCUCUCCGUCAAUGGCCCCAUGGCGCGCACCCUCCCCGACAUCACCCUCUACAGCCGCGUCGUCGUUUCCAGCCGCCCCUGGCUCCUUGACGCCAAGUGCCUCCCGCUCCCCUGGCAGCACCCGCCGCCCGCCCUCCCCGCGAAGCUCCGGGUCGGCGUCAUGUGGGACGACACGCUGGUCCUUCCCACGCCACCCGUCACCCGGGCCCUGCACCAGACCGUCGCCCGGCUGCGCGGCGCGGGCCACGAGGUGGUGGGCUGGCGGCCGACGGACAUGCUGCGCGGGCUGACCAUGAUUGGGCAGUUCUUCGUGGCGGACGGCGCGGCGGCGAUCCGGCAGCAGCUGACCCAGACGGGCGAGCCGUGGCGGCCGGAGAUGGCGGCGUACCGGGAUGCGCGCCCGAUGACGGUGCUGGACGUGUGGCGGCUGCAGACGGAGCGCACGGCGUUUCAGAACGAGAACCUGGAUAGCUGGCGGGAGGCCGGGCUGGACGCGCUGCUGCUGCCGACGACGCCGUACGUGACGCACCGGCACAGCGGGACCAGACACGUUGCGUACACUGCCGUGUUCAACAUCCUGGACGUCUCAGCCGUCUCCUUCCCGACGAGGUUGACGGUGGAUAGGAGCGUCGACGUGGUCGGGCAGGACUACGAGCCGCUGAGCGACACCUGCGAGGCGAUCAACGCCGAGUACGACCCGGAGCUGCUCGACGGGAUGCCGAUCAGUUUGCAGCUCGUGGCUGGCAAGCUCGAGGAGGAAAAGCUCCUGGGCAUGACAGAGAUGGUGCUGCAGGCUCUGGCGGAGUAG
Molecule: messenger RNA, 1695 nt
Organism: Cordyceps fumosorosea ARSEF 2679
Lineage: Eukaryota; Fungi; Ascomycota; Sordariomycetes; Hypocreales; Cordycipitaceae
Product: acetamidase
Exons: 4
Coding region: 1-1695 (564 amino acids)
Source: RefSeq, a predicted model, not a curated record